CAAAGUAAAUACUUUAUUUUAAAAGUUAAAAUAUUUUUCUUGUUGUUUAAAUUAAAAGAAAUAGCAGAGAUGGAGGGUUUUGCGUCCGUGCAGGAUCUGCAGGCGCUGUCCGUUCUGCUCUCCCCACAGGACGAGGAUGAGGAGCAAGAUCUCCAGGUUUACGCUCCCAAAACAUAAAUUGAAGCCUAUGGCGAGAAUGGGCCCAGGACACAUCGGUGCUCCUGCUGCACCUACGGGGGAAAACAACAAAGAGGGUAGCACUGCCUAUAUGAAGAAGAACAGCAAAGAUAUCUGGGAUGAGGGUGAAGUGACUGAGGGAGCGCACUUUAAUGACAUCACAGACCCAAGGCCCCAGCCAGAGUACGAGAUUGUGUUGAAACAGUCUGUUAGGACUGAAGACUUGUUUCUUGGCUUGAGCAGAAAGGACCCCUCAUCCAUGUGCUGUGAUAGCAUGCUGGUGAGAGUUAAACUACCAGGUACAAGAGCUUCCGAUUUGGUGCUGGAUGUGAGAGAGACAUUUCUUGACCUCAGAACUCCAAACUAUAAGUUAGGUCUUCACCUGCCUCAUCCAGUCCACAAACAGGAAGGAAAUGCCAGAUUCAUCACAGAAAGGGAAGAACUGGAGAUUACACUGCCCAUGAACAGACCAAUGGAUUGCAUCAACCUGGCCUGAGAGAGAGACCAUGAGAGAGAAUGAACCAUGAGCUGCUUAGACCUGCAAAGGGGCUGAAAAUGCAUUUGCAAUUUCUAGGACUGUAGCUGCAGUCUUACAUUGUAUAGACAGUUUUGCCUCUGAUUAAAGUACCUCACUAAUCAUCAAUUGUGUUAGCUCAGAACCAGGAAAUAUAUUUGCACUGAAAUAUUUCCACAACUUCAACUAACAAAGGAGUGAGAUGGGAAAUAGGAACAGGUCCUAUGUAAGAAGUCCCUAUAAAAGUUGUCCUGUUUUUUACUAUUACAAAGCCGUUUUAU
Messenger RNA from Xyrauchen texanus (razorback sucker), 972 nucleotides. It is a transcript of the gene dnaaf6, whose product is annotated as dynein axonemal assembly factor 6. Gene Ontology annotation, biological process: axonemal dynein complex assembly; flagellated sperm motility. Gene Ontology annotation, molecular function: dynein intermediate chain binding; protein-folding chaperone binding. The record is from RefSeq and is a predicted model, not a curated record. Gene Ontology annotation, cellular component: cytoplasm. The coding region runs from base 137 to 673 and encodes 178 amino acids. The transcript has 6 exons. Lineage: Eukaryota; Metazoa; Chordata; Actinopteri; Cypriniformes; Catostomidae.